This is a messenger RNA of Mitosporidium daphniae, 1566 nucleotides long. RefSeq lists its product as uncharacterized. Gene Ontology annotation, biological process: DNA replication, synthesis of primer. The transcript has 5 exons. Gene Ontology annotation, cellular component: alpha DNA polymerase:primase complex. NCBI's taxonomy places the organism in Eukaryota, Fungi, Microsporidia. The record is from RefSeq and is a predicted model, not a curated record. Bases 1 to 1566 code for a protein of 521 amino acids.
AUGAAGCGGAUUAUCCGUGCUCCCACCGGUACGAUUUCAUAUGAGGACGCUAUGUUUGACCAUCUUGUUGCGGGGAGAGGCUCUUCGUCUGCUAGUGGGGUUGGGCAUGAUGUUUUGCUGCGUUACCCUCUUCGACUUUCGUUUUAUGACGAAUUUCCGGUGCACGAAAUUCGACUGGAAAUUUUGGAAAGGCUGGCCAUUUCGCGUCUUAAAUUGCUGAAGGCAAUUGAAAAUUACUAUGCCCGAAUUCAGCAUGGUGGAGUCUCUGAUGCCCAUUUUAUUUCUUCUGCCGAGGAGCGUUUGAUGCCAUUACAUUCAAAUGCUGCACAUAAGGGCUAUCCUCUUGAUGAGGAGCGCCUUAACGAUAUAACCUCGCACUUUAUUUUAAGGUCGCCGUCGUUGCUCGCUUAUUGCAGAAGGGAAGAGAGCCGUCGCUGGUUUGUCAAUCAAGAGGCAGCCAUGUUGCGCUGGAGAUUUCAGCAUUUGCUGGGCAGUGAGGAAAAAUCCAAAUUCAUUGAAAAACAUUUCCCUCAGCUGCAGUACAUUUCGGACGAUGAAAUCGCUUCUGUUACGAACAAUUUGAUGGCCACCACACCGUUGAUUGCUAGCGAUUCUUCCGAGCACCGUCAGCAGCAGUAUUACAAGGUGCCUUGGGAAAAUGUCCCUGACUUGGUUGGUCGUAGAUCUGUUUUCUUGAACAAUGGUUGGGCAUUUGUGCACCGAAGUGAGGUUCUUUCCAUCAUCAACUCUGCCUUUAAGGCUAUGCUCGAGCGUGAUCUUAUUGAGAUGUCAUCUUCGCUCCCUUUUAUUGAAAAUGACGAAAGGAUAUUUUCGCUCCUUGAUGCCAUUUCGGCCGGGUUGGAUGACACCAUUGACAGCUCUGCUGCCAUGCUUACGUCCAAGAUGGAAAGGCUCUCUGCCUCUGAUGUGGACCGGGUUGCCAUCCACUUUCCUCCAUGCAUGCUCCAAAUCAAUGGCAAGCUCAGGAAGGAAAGCCAUCUUAAGCACGGAGGACGCAUGCAAUUUGGUCUUUUUUUGAAGGUUAGUUUGAAUGCCCUUUAUUUCCAGUCCAUUGGUUUGAACCUGGAUGAUGCAAUCGUUUUUUGGAAGAAGGCUUUUUCUAAAAAAACCACCGACGAUUCGUUCCAGAAAAACUAUCUCUACAAUAUCAGGCAUAAUUAUGGCCAAGAAGGGAAAAGAACCAACUACCCUCCAUAUUCAUGUCAUAGAAUUAUUACAGGAACCUCCCCAGCGGCAGGAGAUACGCAUGGGUGUCCGUUUCGACAUCAAAGCCCAGAUUUGCUAGCUUCGUGGCUUUCACAGGCCUAUGGAAGCAGCUCGGUGUCCUCCUCCUCCGCGUUCAAGCCACUAUCCACAGAAACAUUAAAGGAAGUUAUGAGUAUUUCAACAUCCGGUCAUUAUCAGCUGGCCUGCACUCGUCUUUUGGAAUCCGUGAGAGGUGGAUCGAUUUGUUCGGCAACAGCAAAAACCGGCGCUUCAGACGGCGUCAUCACAUAUCCCAAUCAAUUCUAUGAACACAGCGUGGCAUGUUGUCGCCAAAAUUAA